CGUUAAUUUCUAAUUAGUGCUCGUAAUCCGUUACUCCAGAGACUUGGAAUAUCUAUCGUAGUAAGUAAUUAGCUGCGGAGUGCUCCGUACAAAUUCGUAGAAUGUCCUCUUUCCAGGCUUACAUUCCCGCCAACGUUCCCUUUCCUAUUGAAAUUCUCGCUGCAGCCGUCGGCCUUGUCUUCAUAUUACGAAGCCAAACAAUACAGACCUGUCUUAAGUCAUUACUUUCCAGGGUAAUUAACACAAUCUUAUCUCACCGCUACCAAAUUAAACAUGUGAAAAAUGGUUCUGAUUUGCCAUCACUUCCAUAUGUAUUUCCUAACGGCCAAGGAAACGUCGAAAAGUUUCUGAAUGGACGCACAAACAGCGCCAAGUGGGAGAGUGAGCAUGGGAGUCUCUAUCGCCUAUGGUCAGGAAUGAAGGGGGAAGUCGUCUUAACCAAACCUUCCCAUGUAGAACUUGUAUUUCGCGAUUCCCACACGCACAUCAAGGCCCACGCGAAUGACAGCGGCUACCUUAUGGAACGUCUUCUGGGAUCUUGCCUUGGUCUUAUUAGCGGCUCGUCCUGGAACGCCGUUAAGACCGGCGUCGAGGCGCCGUUCCUGCACCGUUCAACGAGCGCGUAUGUCGCCGAUGUACAGGACUUCACCAAGUCGUACAUGCGCACUUUAAGCGCGGAGAACAAGACGCUCAGGGAACAAGGAAAACUGCAUCCCGUGCGUGACCUAAAAUUGCUCCCAUUCCUCUUCGUCGCAAGGGUUGUGUAUGGACCGCUGGAUGCGAUGCUAGAGCGAGAACUUAGGGAUUUAAUUCCGGAUAGAGAAGAUUUAUUUAAGAACGUGAUUAGCGGCGGCAUCACAAGAUUCCCUAUCUCGCGAUUCCUCCCUCUCCCAGCCAUACGCGCGCUCCGCCACUUCAAAGAGCGCUGGGCCGAUUGGAACGACCGAGCAUACGCGCACGCUCUCAAUGCCAAGGGAUCCGAAGCAGCCCCUAUUAUCGCGAUGUACGAAGCCGUUGAAAAAGGAACCAUGUCGCGCGAGGAACUGCUGCAAACUCUCGACGAGAUGAUGUUUGCUAAUAUCGACGUGACUAUGGGCGGCAUGUCGUGGACUCUGGUGUUCCUAGCAGCCCAUCCUGCUGUGCAGGAAGCGCUGCGCAGCGAGAUUCGUGCGCACUCCUCAGAUCCGGCGACGCGAAACGCUUACCUCCUCUCGUCGUGGACGACGACACCAACUCUCCUGGGCGCGUGCAUUCUCGAGUCCGCACGCCUGCGCCCGCUCGCCGCGUUCUCUACGCCCCAAGCGUGUCCGACGCCGCGCGUCCUCGACGGCUACGAAGUCCCCGCGGGUACCAACUUCGUCGUCGACUCGUACGCGCUCAACAUCCGAGACCCGUUUUGGGGCGAAGACCGGGAGCGAUUCCGGCCACAGCGGUGGCUUGAGCGGCAGAAGGGCGGGCGCGACUUGCGGUAUCGGUAUUGGAGGUUUGGAUUUGGUCCGCGAACCUGUCUGGGGAAGUACGUCGCGGAGUUGGUCCUGAGGAGCGUGGUUGUUGAGAUGUUGGAGAAUUGGAAUAUCGUGUUGGAUGUUAAGGUAGGGGGGCAGGAAAAGGAGAAGAAAGCCGGUGGCCAUGGAGAGGAGGAGGAGAAUAUGGAUUGGCCGUGGGAUGAUGAGAUGUGGAUUCAUCAUCCGGAUCUUUUGUUGCGGUGUGAUUCUUUGACGAGGUAGCCUGUGAAGGAGGUUGGGUUGAACGAGAGGUUAAAUUUGAAAGAACAGGGUUUGGCAUAAGCUAUUGGCUACCAGGUACUCAUCUAUGUAGCUCUAACCAUUUCACAGGCAUCUGAUGUUUCGAUUUGUAUCCUGCGACUCUCAUGAUGAUAGAAUAUCAUGAAGUAGGUAGUAUUCAGAAUUUCAACUCUAAAAGUUGGCUUGCUGGAAAGGAGC
Molecule: messenger RNA, 1943 nt
Organism: Daldinia vernicosa
Lineage: Eukaryota; Fungi; Ascomycota; Sordariomycetes; Xylariales; Hypoxylaceae
Product: putative cytochrome P450 oxidoreductase GliC-like protein
Exons: 3
Coding region: 102-1727 (541 amino acids)
Molecular function (GO): heme binding; monooxygenase activity; iron ion binding
Source: RefSeq, a predicted model, not a curated record